Messenger RNA from Paramacrobiotus metropolitanus, 1695 nucleotides. RefSeq lists its product as uncharacterized. Lineage: Eukaryota; Metazoa; Tardigrada; Eutardigrada; Parachela; Macrobiotidae. The transcript is spliced from 2 exons. Bases 288 to 1322 code for a protein of 344 amino acids. The record is from RefSeq and is a predicted model, not a curated record.
AUUCGAAUGGAAGUCCAUAGUCUGCAUAAUUUUAACUUCGGAUAAGUGUUGAGUUGGCAUGUUAUCACGAAGAGAUCAAGUAAGAAUGAUUAAAAUCGCAGCUACUUAGUCUACUUAGCACUUCCUCGUAGCAAACUGCAGCUUCAAUGUUAAUCUAAUUUUAUUGCGCUCAGUCGCUUCCGCCCUUUCGGUUGUACAAAACGAUACUUCAAAACAAAAUACCGUUUGUUUAUCGCAGUGAGCGGCUCAUUGUUGACAGCUUCGAUAACUGAGAGCGAACCCACACCAUGAGCAAGACUGCAGCAUGUUUUGUACUAUUUCUGAUCCAUCAGUGCGCUGGUAUCCCUGAUCACGCGAUCCAGUUCGAAACCGACUGUAAUGCACCGGAUGCGUCCACCGCGGAAAUAAUUAAGACCGCGCCGCCUAUUAAUUCCUUCCGAACGGACACUCUCGCUGCGGAUGAAUGCCGUACGUACGCGAAAAUGCUCUGCGGCGAUGGGAAACACGACUACUGCAUCAUGAGUUACCCUCCUGGGAGUGAUAUGAGUCCGCUAACGAAGACAUAUUUCGAGAUGAGCUGUUGGGAGGGCGGAACGCGGACUGCCAUCGCCGUGUACGCUAGAAACGUCAGUUUAACCAGUCCCAACCGAGCUAUUACGCUGGAGUUAGCAGAACGCAAUGAUACUGAAGAUCCUGUGCAUCAUGACGCCGUCGAUCCCAUCCGUCAGCAGAUCAUUCAAAUGCAAAUACGGCACUGUGCAACUGCCACGAUCACCGCAAAGAUUUUCGGCGCUGGUGAAGUACCCAACUUGGUAUCACUUCGUGUGUGGCAAGGAAGAGAUUUGGUGGUCAAGAGGCGAGAUUUCUCUCGAAUGCCUAACGUCCGAAUGAUUAUCUUUGGCCUUACCACCAUUCAAGAGUUGGAGCCGUACACGUUUACGGAUAUUGCCCACUUGGAAAGCUUAACGUUGGAGAUGAAGAUAGGAUAUAUUUUGUAUAUAAUGUCUAAGCCAGAACAUGACCAGUUUUGGGAACCGGGAUCAUUGCAAGGAAAAGAUUUGGAUAAGGUGAAGAAAAUUCAUUGCGAUUGCUCGUUUGCCUGGUUUCGCAACUUUCUUAAGCGGAAGCCGCAUCUAAUUCAGGAGAAAAGGGAGGGAGAAGUGGCAGUCAUCGGCAAUUAUUUAAGCGAAUCCACAAACACCGGUAUUUGGAAGGGAUCUUUGAGUGUCGACUGCAGUAUGGCGUUUAACUAUAAUAAUACCUACUACACCAAAAACAGAUCGUACUCGUACAAUACUUCCUGUUAUAAUUUGGUCUGUUAGAGUUCAGGACAUGGUUUGAAAGUUUAUUCGUGUCUCUUGUCCAUGUUCGUAGCGUACGUUUAAUGUUAAUGUGCAUAUAUUUUUUUUAUCAUGCUACUCACGUACCCAGCAUUCUGUACGCGUGUGCGCAUUGCACUGUACGAUAACCGGAUGCUUCCAGCUGUCGUAUGUUGCACUACGUUUUAAACCUGCGUACAAAAAACUGGGCAUGAGAGCGCACGACCGCUUAGCACUAAACUGUACUACAUAGUCAAGUACUUAGCCAUAGCAACUGCAGUUACCUACCAGCCAUAAUUUUGUCACUGUGUGGAGCGUUAUCGUGUUGGUAAUUCAACAUGUAUCCAGAAUCUUGUCCGGUAACAGUUCGCACCGU